AUGGAACGUUUUGAUUCAUUUUCAUCAUUGGAUUUAGAUAAUGGAGGUACUAUAGCAGUCGAUUUGGCCACAUUAAUGCCAAUGCCAAACCUAGGAGAUUUCUCUUCAAUUCCUGAUCUCCGUCUUCAUUUACCAGCACGUGUCACUGUUUACUUGCGCAUUACUCGCAUUACUCUAAAGCAUGAUACAAGUGAUCUCUUUCUUCUUCAUCCAUAUCCAAUAUGGAUUCGUCAUAAUCAUGCCAAAGUUCAUGGUGGUUCAUUAUUGAUUCCAGUCACUGAACAAGAUUUUAAAAAUGGUUACAUCACGAUUGAAAAUCUUGUCAUGAUUCGCCUCACACAACCUGAUCUAGCAAAAAUGAAAACAUUUGCCAUUUAUUCACCAACACAACUGUCAUUCACUGGUGGGAAAAAAAUUGUGCACUGUACUGAUCGUAUUGAAUUGUUCAAUCGAUUUUAG
This is a messenger RNA of Rotaria sp. Silwood1, 459 nucleotides long. Lineage: Eukaryota; Metazoa; Rotifera; Eurotatoria; Philodinida; Philodinidae. The record is from the annotation of a GenBank genome assembly.